Messenger RNA from Durio zibethinus, 1789 nucleotides. The record is from RefSeq and is a predicted model, not a curated record. NCBI's taxonomy places the organism in Eukaryota, Viridiplantae, Streptophyta, Magnoliopsida, Malvales, Malvaceae.
ACUCCUACAUAAAAUGUAACAAAGGAGAAAAGAGUCAUUAGACAAGAAAUUUUGUUACAUUUUGAGAACGAUGCAGACAAGGCAUCCAACAUAAGACUAGUAACAACAUUGUUUUCUCUUGUAGCUGGAUUCUCUGCUUGAAACAAAAAGGACUUACAGAUAAAUGAGUUUACUACACAUUUUACACAAAGAUAGCAGCAACAGACAUGGCAAAAAGCUUGGACUUUGGAGCUUUCAUGGAGAAAUUUACUCUCCAGCCUGGCCCUUCACCGCACCAACUCCCUUUGAGUGGCCUCACUUUUGCUGUUAAAGACAUAUUUGACAUAGAGGGAUAUGUCACUGGCUUUGGAAACCCUGACUGGGCGAGGACUCAUUCAGCUGCCACAUCAACAGCACCGGCUGUGAUGGACCUCUUAAUGGGAGGUGCAACUUGUCUGGGAAAGACUGUCAUGGAUGAAAUGGCAUACUGUAUGUAUGGAGUCAAUAAACAUUAUGGCACUCCCACAAAUCCUUGUGCACCAGAUAGGGUGCCUGGAGGAUCUUCUAGUGGCUCUGCCGUUGCAGUAGGUGCAAUACUGGUAGAUUUUGCCCUAGGAACUGACACUGGAGCAAGUGUAAGAGUCCCUGCAUCAUAUUGUGGAAUUCUUGGAUUUCGGCCUUCACUUGGUGCCAUCUCUACUGUAGGAGUUGUUCCUAUGUCACAGAGUUUUGAUACUGUGGGAUGGUUUGCUCGGGACCCUGUGAUUUUAAACCAUGUUGGACGUGUUCUUCUGCAUUUACCUGAUGUGGAUCCUAUCAAACCAAGUCAGAUUAUAAUUCCAGAUGAUUGUUUCCGCCUAUCUAGUGUUCCAAGUGAUCGAACAGCCCAAGUUCUUGUAAAGUCAAUUGAGAAGCUCUUUGGAGGUCAAUGUGUAAAGCAUGUAAUCCUUGGAGACUAUGUGAAGGACAAAGUACCAAGUUUGCAGCAUUUCAUACAUAAGGUAAACGAAGACCAAGAGGAUGAUAUACCACCAGCCUUGGCAGCCCUUUCAAGUUCAAUGCGAUUACUUCAAAGGUAUGAAUUUAAGAAUAACCAUGCUGAAUGGGUCACCAAAGUGAAUCCGGAUUUUGGUCCAGAAAUAUCUGAGCGGAUAUGGGAUGCCAUUAAAGUAACAGGAGAAAAUAUUGAUUUCUGCCACUCUGUCAGGACCGAAUUACGUGCUGCACUUACAGCUCUGCUUGGGGAUCAUGGCGUCCUUGCUCUCCCAACAACACCAGGGGAACCACCAAAAGUGCAAGCAAAUCCAGCCACAUUGGAUUUAUUUUUUUCUAGGCCUUUUAGCUUGUUGUCCAUUGCUGGAGUGUCUGGAUUCUGUCAGGUCAGCAUACCUCUAGGGAUGCAUGAUAAUGUUCCUGUGGCAAUUUCCCUGGUGGCAAAACAUGGUUCAGAUGCAUUCCUGCUCAAUCUUACUGAGAGUUUAUAUGACACCCUCAAAGAAGAAAUUGGUAUGCUGAAAGAAUAAAGUGCUAAUUUCACUGUCUUUGACAAAUUAUCAGGGCUAGAAAUUAUCAUGCCACUGAAUUCUCGUACUAAUAGUGUUAAUGCAGCAUUACAAUCUGCAGAAGCAUGAGACAUUGUUCCACAAUUCCUAUUUCUCGAUCUUAGUCCAUGCUCAUUGUAGAAUCCAAUGUUAAUUGUAAAAUAUAUAGGAAGAUAAUUGCUGCUCAGUUUGUAUAACAUAUAGUUUAAGUUCGAACACUGCUCUUAAAGCUGUUGUCUUCAAUAAUAUUAUUUGUCAGCUUCGAUAUC